Hemiscyllium ocellatum (epaulette shark) is the source of this 4151-nucleotide messenger RNA. It is a transcript of the gene fbxo28, whose product is annotated as F-box protein 28. The transcript has 5 exons. Gene Ontology annotation, biological process: protein polyubiquitination. The record is from RefSeq and is a predicted model, not a curated record. The coding region runs from base 19 to 1149 and encodes 376 amino acids. NCBI's taxonomy places the organism in Eukaryota, Metazoa, Chordata, Chondrichthyes, Orectolobiformes, Hemiscylliidae. Gene Ontology annotation, molecular function: protein binding.
ACGUCAGAGGGCGCGUGGAUGCGUCACGUCCGGCCGGUUAAGAUGGCGGAUAUGAGCGGAGCAGCCGCUGGGGCUGAAGCUGGGCCCGCCGCAGAUCCUGGGCCUGAGCCUCUCACCGGCACAGAGUUCAGUACAAAUCCCGGGAUCGAGCAGCUGCAUCAGAAUAAUCCCCUGCUUAACCUCCCGAUCGUCGCCAUCGACUCCAUCCUCGGAUUAAUGUCGUACGAUGAGAUCAGCGGCCUGAGAAUGGUAUGCAAACGGAUGGAUGCAGUUUGUCAGCGGAUGCUGAACCAGGGCUUUCUGAAAGUCGAGCGGUACCACAGUUUGUGUCAGAAACAGGUUAAAGCGCAGCUACCACGGCGAGAGUCGGAGCGUAGGAAUCAUUCACUGGCACGUCAUGCAGAUAUCCUGGCAGCAGUGGAGACCAGACUGUCCCUGCUCAACAUGACCUUCAUGAAAUAUGUGGACACCAAUCUCUGCUGCUUCAUCCCUGGCAAGGUAAUCGAUGAGAUUUAUCGGGUUCUGAGGUAUGUAAACUCUACCCGGUCACCUCAGAGAGCCCACGAGGUUCUGCAGGAGCUAAGGGACAUCUCCUCCAUGGCAAUGGAGUACUUUGAUGAGAAGAUUGUGCCCAUCCUGAAGAAGAAGCUCAGCAUUUCAGACAUGUCCGGUCGCCUGCUCGGAGUCCCACCAGUGCCUGGGCCAUCCACCACACUAACAGCAGUGCAGCUCUUCUCUAAACAAAAUCCUGCCCGGCAAGAGCUCUGCAAACUCCAGCAGCAGAUGAAAGCACAGGGACUGAACGUGACGGCCACCAGGCGUGAGGUCUCAGAGUUCCGGGUCAAAUUCCAGGAGCAGCUCAAACAACUCCAGGACCAGGAUCAGAAAAUCCUAGAGCAGAACCAGAUCAUCAGCGAGCAGAAUGCCCGGCUGGCUGAACUGGACCGAAAGCUGGCUGAGCAUGCCCUUAAACACCAGCAGAACGAGCAGAAGAUCAAAGACCUGCAGGAGCUUCUGGAACGAGUCAUUGAGAGCCGGGCUGCUGCUGAUCAAACCACUACCGGGCAAAGCAAACGCAAGAAGGCAUCACCAGAGGGCACUGCCUCAGACUUACCCACCCGUGCCAAGCGCCUUCGGAGCAGGAAAUGAGCUGGAGGUUGCAAGAGGGAGAUCUUAUUGUUCUUGUGUCACUCAUAAUGGUAAUAGGUAUUUGUGUGCUUCUGCACCAAGUUACACUGUAUAUACGGUGCAGGAUGACACAGGUUAGGAGAACAGACAAGGUAUUGGGAUGGCAACAGGCUCCAGUCAUAAGAUUGGGCAGAGUUAGUAGCCCUGGGGAGGGAGGCGAUGGAAAGCACUACGUUGGGAGCUGACCAGAGCAGAGCUGAAUUAAACUCUGCUCUUUUCCCCAGUACUGGAUGACUGAAUCAGUUAAACUCCCCGGGUGGGCCAUCUGACAAAGAGGUGGAACAAGUGGUAAUCCAGCUCAAACAAUACAGACUAUUCUUAUUAAAGAAUUGUAUGUGUUCAGUUUGCUGGUUUUAGGUAGGGCAACAAAACUGUAGGCCUGAGUGUCAGCAUCUCCCUUCCCAGGGUGUAAGGUAGUUCCUUCUGCUGGUCAGUUGAUCAGCUCCCCCAGAAAUAUUUGUUUAUGCACUAAGUUUGGAGUGGAUCUGGCUCACUUCUGAUGUCCCAAUGGCCAAAUGGCCUGCUGCCAUCUUGAAGACUGUAUCCUCACCAGAGUUGAAGCAUUCAGGAUAAGAGGGCAGCUUACCUGUGACAGUUUGUUGAAUGUUGGCACUGUGACCCAGCAUAUGUUUUCUUCUAAUUCUCCUAUGAGUGUGGGUUUCAGAGUUCUGAUUUACUCUCUACCCCCACACUGUUCAAAAUAGGUCAGGUUGAAGGAUAACAACAGGUUGGAUUCUGUACGUUUUUGCAGAGAGCUUGGGUCAUUAAAGCUUAGGGCCCAGAAUUCCUGUGGCUUUGUCCUUUUGAAUAAGGAGAGAACUUUAUCCCCGAAACAAACUUAUAUCAGACAAGCUGCUGUUGUAGCAGAGGCAUAAUGGAGUGUGAGGACAUUAUGAAUUACCCACAUCUAACUGCUCCCAUGAUGCUGGAAAGAUGGCCUAUUCAUUUGAUCAGUGGGUUUGGGGUCUCCCAACACAUCGGCAACAUCAGGGAGUACAGCACUCUGUCGUCCUAACUGUUCACUCAGUAAUACGAGCAGUACAAUUUUUUCCUAAGUACUGUGCCAGUAUAACCUGGGAGGUAGGGCCUGAUCCCAGUAUUGGCUGUCAAGGAAGGGUAGAUCAAAUGCUGAUUCGUUUAUUGGUUCUGAUAGGAUUUUUACUCAGAAUAAAUUAGCAUGGCAUUGUAAAAGUAAACAAGUAACCUAGUAAGUGUCAGAGUCUUUUACCUCACUGCUGUGCACAGCCAGCUCUUGUUUGUAUCUCAUGGACAAUGUGAAGUGCAUGACUAGGAAUAACACACUAUCUAAAAAACUAAAUUUAUCUCCUCACUGAAAAUAGCGCAUCCAGGGGGUACCAAUGUCAUUAGUCAGCCCCAGCCCGAGGCAGUGUCACUCAGUGAUUCUUCUCAUGUUGCUCUUGAGGAGCUGUCACUCAAAGUAAUGCUACUGUUCAUCUCGAGGCAGCUUUACCAAUUACAAACUUUAGCCUCUAUUCAGUCACAUCCUGCCAUCUCCAUUAUCCACCACAGCCCUCUGCAGGAAGGGGUUGAUGACAAUGCCAAGUACUAGACUGUUAGGAUUUCAUACCUCUUUCUGCUCUCUCUCUCUCUCUCUCUCUCUCUCUCUCUCUCUCUCUCUCUCCCCCCCCCCCCCCCCCCCCCCAAAAAAAAACCCUCUGGCUCCACGCUAGAGUUGUAACACAAAAAUUGUGUGGCCUCUUAAAGCAGAUGGUAUUAAUGCCUAGGUUUUAGGACCCUGUAAGGUUCUUCAGAAAGUUGUCAGCAUUUUGAAACCAAUCCUCAAUCGUUCCUUUUGAUCUGGUGUUCCUGUCACAGGCAGCUGCUUUUCUCUUCCUUGCCACUUCUACACUAAUGGAGCGUUCAGCUUCAAUGAUUGCAAAACUGAUUUUCUCCUGGCACUCUUCUCCCAAGAUCUAUCUCCAGUCCUCUUUGCCGUGUCUGAGCUCCUUUCCCUCAGUGUUUAUGAGAAAGUGGGGGGUAGGAUUAAUGCCUACUUGAAUUUGAGCCUGUUCCAUUGCCCUCCCUGCUUUGUGUGUGUGUGUGCCUUUGAUCUGUUUUUCACCAAUUGCCCCAUCAUAAGCUUGGACUUUGAGGUGUCCUUAGUCUGACUCUUGCAUGGUAGCCAUCAAAUUUUGCAGAAUUUUUUUGAUACACUGGGAUCCUUAACAACCUCCUGUGCACCAACAGGAAUCUGCUUACUGGGAGGUGAAUACAACACUGCUGUGAGCCAAAAACUGAAAGAAGAAUCAAGCCUUAAUGCGGCAGUCAGUGCAGGGCUGGACUCUGGUUCUGAAAGGUCUCUAAAGAUUCUUCACGCCAUAUUGAGGAUUCUAAGGAGCAAUUGUAUUCCUGCCUAUUGUGUUGUUACAGGACCUGGUUUACAGACACAUAACCCCCAAACCAUGUGCAAACUCACCUACAAACUGAUGAGCUGGAAUUAUAAUCUGUUGAAGGAUACUAACUGGUUUGACAAAUUUGAGAAAGUCAAUUUGGGUUGGGCUUAGGGCAACUAUAGUUGGCCUCCGUUCCUUUGGCUCGGAAAGAAAAUAUUGGCCAGUUAAUUCUAGCAAUCUCUGGGGAAGAAUAUCUACUGGCAGACAGUGUUGUGCUUGGCUGUGGUACCAACCAGUUGAUCAUUCUGCAGAAAAAGAAUGACCUUUCAGUGUCUGUGGGCAUGUACCCCAGCAUGGAGAUUACAGGAGGAGAGAACAGAAAAAUAAAAUAAAUGUUUAUUGUGAGUUCUUAUUUUUAAGUUCAACAAGAAUGAAUGGCCAAAUGCACCAAAAGUUCAAUAAUGGAAUGAUGUCAGCACCUUUAAGGUGUUCUUUAAGUUGUAUGAAAGGACAUUGAAUACUCCACGGGUUAAACAUGUCUUGCUUUACAAAAGAAGAAAAUAUACAUUUCUGUUAUUUGAAAUGUUUCCUUCGCUGAUUAAAAAUAUC